Messenger RNA from Paramuricea clavata, 1525 nucleotides. The record is from the annotation of a GenBank genome assembly. NCBI's taxonomy places the organism in Eukaryota, Metazoa, Cnidaria, Anthozoa, Malacalcyonacea, Plexauridae.
AUGUCUCUUUUUGGCGGUUUUACACCAAGAGAUAAGGCCGUCGAAUAUGCUAGGUCUUCUACAGCAUUCGAAGACGUGAAUUUACCAAGCUUUUUGUUUAAAGAGCUUGUCAACAAAGAUGAAAUUGGUCAUGGAGGGUUUUCUUCUGUUUUUACAGCGGAAUUGCCGCGAACUGUAAAAAAGUUCUUAGGAAAUUAUCAAAUCGACGCGAAAAUCUUGAUAAAAGAGGCAAAACUUUUGAACAGUUUACAACAUCCAAAUAUCGUGGCAUUCAAAGGUAUAUGUAAAAAUAAGUACGUGUUACUUUUGGAGUUUGUUCAAUUUGAUCUUAGGCCUUUUGGGGUAGACCUUCAGGCGAGGUCUCUGUCUGAGCUACUGUGUCAUUUUGACAAAUCUAACUGUGAGGGUAUUUCGAGAAGAGUGUUCUAUCGAGCUGCAGAAUAUGUCUCUCUCCUCUGCAGAGGCUUACAUGAAGUUUCUAGUGAGGGAAAAGUGAGCGUGCAAGGAGUGAUGGGAAGAGCUAAAUAAAGGAAGCCUCUGAGAGUUAAUGCAAUCAAUAUGGCGUCGUAUAUAAUCGUUUGUAGCGAAGUUCGACCAACCAUCGGGGGUGUUAAAACAUGGUUUCGACUUUCAUUUUCAGGCGUACUUGAGUAUACUGGGGUGAAUUCAAUAUCUUCUUCUGCCAUUUGCAUCGAAAAAUAUUGAGAAAUUGCAAACGAAUAUCAAUGGAUACGAGCUAUCUAAUUAUAAAUAUCCUCUUAACAUUUCUUUAUAAAAAUGACUCUAUUGAACUUCGAUACUCAGAUUUUGAAGAUUCAUUUCAAUUUCUUUCACAUUUCCGUCGAUUUCAAGUUUAAAAAAAGGUCAAACUAGUUUGGUUCAAAAACCAUAUUUCGUCGCAUUAUCUGGCAGAGCCUCCCCAACUUCAUUUCAAUCUUCCCAUCACACCGUGCACGCUCACUUUUAUUCAGGAAACUUCAUGUAAGUUAUUUGUAAAUACUUGAGGAGGCUCUGCAGAGAAGAGAGAGAAGAUGUCGCAUCCGGCGUUCAAUACCUUCACGCCGAAGGAAUUGCUCACCGAGAUUUAAAGCCGGCAAAUGUUCUUGUCUCAAACCAACAUUACUGUUGGAUGACUGAUCAGAACAAUGUCGAAAAAGCAAGUUUAAUCUCGCCUCUUGUUUGCAAGUUAACAGAUUUUGGGGAGAGUAGGUCAUGGGAAGUCCAGACCAAUACUAUCCUAACCAGCAAAACCAAUAGGAUCGUUAGAGGUACUCCAGUUUUUAUGGCACCUGAAGUAUUACUGGAAAACCUGUCUGCAGGAAAAGCGUCAGUACCGUUCAUGCAAAAAGCUGACAUUUGGGCAUUUGAAAUGAUAGUAUUCUGUAUCAUUAAUCCAGGAUUGAAACAUCCUUAUGAGUUAAAUAUGCAAAUUGAGGCAAAUAUUAAGAGCGCUGUGGCUUGUUUGGAAAAGAUGGUCGAAUGUCACACAAAACCGAAGCUGCAAGAGAAGUACAGUGUGAAAUAA